GGGGGCUGACAUUAAGCUGAUAAGCCACCGAAAUGGAAACUUUAGUAAUUAAGUAGUCCAGUACUCCAGUCUCCAGUAAAUAGUAGUUAGUUUCCUUGUCUAUGCAGUUGUCCUGUCAAAGACCAAAGUAUAAAGCUGCAGUGUACUAUUGCGAUCCACGACUGUCCAGUGUCCAACCCAACGAGAUAGGGGUACCUAUUCAGCGACCAGCUAUCCACACGAUUUAAGACAGUAGUACACUAGUACAGUAACUGAUAGACUUAAAUCAGCGUGCCAUCGAACCGUCGUACCGUAGACUAUAGAUCAUUAUUAAUGAUUCAUUAAGUGCACCUAUAAUUAUUAGCGUGUACAAUUUUAUUUGAAUUUUAAGAAAACGAAAUACUCAGUUUUCAAAAUGAGCAGUAAGGUGGUAAACGAGAGUAGCAUGUUCUACAUUGACUUCUGUCCAAAUUGCUCAAACAUUCUUCACUUGGACGAGUAUUUGGGAGAGAUGAGACAGAAAUGUCAAGUGUGUCCGUACUUCUCAACAAUCAAAAACGUCAUGCUUGCCUCCCGAUCGUUUUACAAACUAAAAGAAAUAGAUUCAGUUCUGGGAGGAAAAAAUGCCUGGGAAAAUGUGGAUUCAAUUGAUGUAGUUUGUAAUUCAUGCAAUCAUGGCAGAGCAUACUUUUUACAAGUUCAAACUAGAUCAGCAGAUGAACCUAUGACUGUUUUCUAUAAAUGCUGUAACUGUGGACAUAGAUGGCGAGAAUAAAUUGUUGACAAAAAAAAAUAUUGUAAUGCAUUUUUUGAUUAUUAAGCAUCAUAAAAAAUACCUAAUUAUUAUCAAUAAUAUACUAAAAUAAGUAACACAUGAUUUGUAGUUUUAAAA
Molecule: messenger RNA, 871 nt
Organism: Acyrthosiphon pisum (pea aphid)
Lineage: Eukaryota; Metazoa; Arthropoda; Insecta; Hemiptera; Aphididae
Gene: Polr3K
Product: RNA polymerase III subunit K
Exons: 2
Coding region: 395-754 (119 amino acids)
Biological process (GO): DNA-templated transcription; termination of RNA polymerase III transcription
Cellular component (GO): RNA polymerase III complex
Molecular function (GO): zinc ion binding; nucleic acid binding
Source: RefSeq, a predicted model, not a curated record